Molecule: messenger RNA, 3619 nt
Organism: Chenopodium quinoa (quinoa)
Lineage: Eukaryota; Viridiplantae; Streptophyta; Magnoliopsida; Caryophyllales; Amaranthaceae
Product: protein ACCELERATED CELL DEATH 6-like
Exons: 6
Coding region: 868-3369 (833 amino acids)
Cellular component (GO): plasma membrane
Molecular function (GO): protein phosphatase regulator activity; protein phosphatase 1 binding
Source: RefSeq, a predicted model, not a curated record
CGUUGCACCCCCUGAGACGACCAUAAGGUGUGCUCCCCAUAAUACAAUCUUACUGGAUUAGAGUAUCAGAAUUCAACCCAACGCGAAAUGGCCUAACACCGAAGACGAAUUUCACAUAACAUGACUACUCAAUCAACUAAAUUGAAGGCAUUUUGAAAAUCCACCAACAAUAUAAAAAGACCAACAUAAGAACUGUGAUCCUCGAUCAACCGAUUCACAGCAUGUAGAGUAGCCUCACCACCUGCAAACACCCCAACACCAAAUUGAAGACCAUCACAAUAACGUCCCAAAGAUUGUCCAAUCAAAACAGCACCAACCUUCGAAACCAAACGCCGCCAAAUAGUACCCACGACUAUAGGACGAAUACCACCACCUGGUUUGACAAGAGAUGUGAAAGGAGCAUUGGUAAUAUACUCACCCAAGACCUUAAGACAUUUCCCAUAAAAAAAAAAGAGUUAAAUAAUUUUAAAGAUACAAAUUUAGAAAGUUUUAACGAGAUCCACAUGAUAUACAGAAAACACAAUAUUACUUCAUCCGUACAAGUCAUAAUUUAUAAUUACAGAAGAUCAUAUAAAUAUUGUUAAAAUCAACAUGAUAUUAAAAGAAUGAAUAUUAUUAAUUAUGGCUGAAAAACAUAAAAUAUUAUACGGAGUAGUUCUAUUUGAUAAAUUUGUUAUUUGCUCCCAAAAACGAAAAGUCGUACCGAAACACAAGUACAUAUCCAAAUCCGAUAUCAACACGCUAAACUUCAUUGCCACAAAAAACAAAAAAAAAAAAAAUAUUUAGCUGUUCUCGGCGUUCUAUACAAUUCAGAUUUUUUAUUUUUAUUUUUUCUGAAUAAAACAAAAAACCAUAAAAGCUAAAAGAAUGUUACAAAUGGAUUCAGAGCUGAAAGAAGCGGCAUGCUCAGGAAAUGUAGAUAUCCUGAGAAGAGCUGUUAGCUCAAAACCAAUUGAGUACUUCCUUACUAUAUCUGAUGAUGGUCUGGCUGGUAAUAAUAUCUUCCACCUCGCGACAAGAAGUGAGCGAUCGGAGUUUCUCAAAGUAGCUUGGGAAAUAUUACCGGAACAGGUCCUACAAAAACUCCUCUCUCAGACAGACAAGAAUGGUUGUACACCUCUUCAUACGGCGGCUGGGCUGAACCGAUCGAGGCAUAUCAGCCUUGAAAUUGUGAGACUCAUCCUCGGGUUUUACAAAUCAGGGGUGACGGUAAUUAAUAAACCAUGGUUAGAGCAUAAUCAUAAUGGUUGUACACCGUUACAGUUGGCUAUUGAGGUGGUUAAUGAAGAGAGUGCAAUGGAGAUAUUGUCGAUGGAUAUAGAGUUGCUCUGCAAGAUGGUAGACAACGAGGAAAACAGUCCGCUUUUUCUUGCUGUUAAAAAUGGGUGCAAUAAGGUUGCUGAGAAGAUAUUGAUGUCCUCUUACUCUUACAGUCUUAGUGGCAAAGAGGAUUCUACUCCCCUUCAUUUUGCACCAAAUUCUUCAGAAAAUGUAUUAAAAUUGCUACUAAAGAAACAUCCUGUGCUAAUGGACGCCGUGGAUCGCAAUAAAGGUUACAAUAUGCUUCACCAAUGGGCAAAACUGAAUCAAGUUUGGCCAUUUGAUUUCCUUUUAAAGGGAGACUUUCCGGGUGCGAGGACCAAAGUCUUCACUGAUUUAAUCACAAAGAAGACGAAAAAAAAGAAUUGGUAUGAUACUCCUUUACAUACGGCAGCAAGAACACAUAAGAAUGUCGAAAUUACGAAAUCGAUUAUAAAUGGUUACAAACUAGAACAGGUAAUGAGGGCAGGAAGUAUGGUUGAGUCAACUGAUACCUCUCCACCUUGGAGAAUAGGGAAUAGAUACAAACAUACGCCAUUGCUCGUUGCUAUAUAUGAACAACAAAACGAAGAACUUGCACUGUAUUACAUAAACCUCGAUUCAACAUUAUUGCAUAUGUUAAGUGAUAGUGGAGAGAGCCCUCUAUUUGCUGCUGUUGGUGAUCUUUGUGCAAACGUUGUUGAAGAAAUUUUGAACAAUCAGGAAGUUAGUUUCAACAUGUUGCGUAAAACCAAGGGAAAUACUGUGCUUCAUAGCUUAUGGAAAAUGCCAGAGAAUAUUGGAACAAAGUUAUUUCAAAGAUAUUGGUGGAUGAUCAACUUGCGUGAUGCCGAUGGAAAAACUGCCGGUGAAACUGCCCUUCAAGUAGCCAUAAAAGAUCACAAACAGUGGCUUAUAAGUUUGAUAAAGAAUUAUCAUCACUCGAAAAAUUUAGAACCUUUCGAUUGGGUAAAAGCCUGUGAGAAAGAUGAGACGACAUGGGCGGUACUAGCCUUCAUUGAUAGUUGUCCAAAUCUUCGGGAGAUUUGCCUUGAAAAAAAUGACACUCCUCUACACCACAUCAAAUUGCAAAAUUACCAAGAUUAUGUGAACUUGUUGAACAAUCCAUCUAUUGCGGAACUUAAAAAUACACGUGAUUCCAAGGGCGCAACGCCUUUGCAUCGAGCACUAGAGAGGAUGGAUAUUCAUCUAGCUACGGCAUUACUCCGUGAUGAGGGGGUGGAGAGAAACAUACAGGAUUUUCAAAGCAGGACUGCCAUGUCUAUGCUUACCCAACUAUGCAAAGAUCGCGAUUGGGAAUUGAUGUGCUUUGAUUUAAAUAUAAAUCCGCACUUGAAAUUAUCAUUUGUUCAUCACGAUAUGAAUUUGGAUCCAAUGCGAAGUGCACUAUUUAUUGUAGCAGCACUCCUGGCAACAAUUACAUUUGCUGCUGGUUUUACACUCCCUGGUGGUGUGGAUGACAAAACGGGCAUUGCAAAUCUGGCAACCAAGGCACCAUUUAUAGUGUUUUUAUUAGCAGACGCAUAUGCUUUGUGCUCGUCCAUGUUGGUCUUAUUUGGUUUGAUAUGGUCUAUGGCUUCAAACCGUCCUAUGGCAUAUUUGUUGGUUGAUCGCAGUAUCUUUAUAUUGAUAACUUCCCUAUAUGGUACGAUACUCGCCUUUAUGACCGGUAUCUACACUGUAUUACCGAAAAAGUCCUUGUGGGUGGCCAUAAUUGUCUUCAUCAUUUGCUCUUUCCUUGUUGUUUUCGCGAUACGGACCUUAUUGGAUCGCGUUCUGUCCAAGCUUGUCCCUGCCGCUGCAAAUCAGUUUCAAGUUGAUCGAAUUCGAUGGAUUGAAGAGGGAAAACCUUCUCUGUCAAGAAUUCGUAGUGCCAUCCCUCAAUAUACAACCUCUUCACUAGCUAAAGAAAACAUAACCAAUGCUGAAAAUCGAGAAAUGGUUCCAUUGCUUGAAGAGGGGCAAGGGCAAGCAUCUACAUCUGGAAAAGAUGAUAUCAAGAAUCCUCCUAGUCCACCAUACAAAAACAAGGGCAUAUCAAUUGCAUAAGGUGCCAAAAAAUGUCAAACGUUUUAAGGAAAGUAGAAAAGUGAGAAGCAUUCCGAAAAAUUUUAUUAUUCUUCCUUCAUAUAAAAAUAAAUAAAUAAAUAAAUAAAUAAAUAAAUAAAAAAGUGUUGUUUUAAUUUUUUUGGAGAGAUUUAAGCCGGCUUUGAGGUCGAAUUAUCAGCUGUGUUUGUGAGUAUCUUCUUUAUCAAUUCAAAACAUUAUUUCUAUGCAGAAAUUUCAGUAAGUUUACAAU